Messenger RNA from Ricinus communis (castor bean), 703 nucleotides. RefSeq lists its product as uncharacterized. The record is from RefSeq and is a predicted model, not a curated record. Bases 153 to 455 code for a protein of 100 amino acids. Lineage: Eukaryota; Viridiplantae; Streptophyta; Magnoliopsida; Malpighiales; Euphorbiaceae. The transcript is spliced from 2 exons.
CGUCAUGUGAUUUACACGUGCUGCAAAGGUACAGAAGUAACCAAAACUGUUUAUAGAAAAAGAAAGGGAGAGAACCCUCGUCAAAAUUCAGAAGUAAUUCUAUCUUCAUUUCUUCUGCAGAGCCACCUGAUUUUGAAGAUUAAGUCCUGAUUAUGGCAUUGAACAACGGUCUCAGAUCUGCCUCGAAGCUAUUAUCAGCUUCUCAGUCGGUAUUAUCCAAGUCAGCAAAUAGAGGCCUUCACUCCACAGGAGUGAAGAGGAUGGGGGGAGGUCAUGGAAGUCAUGCACAUAAUGAUGCUGAAUACUAUCUUCAUGCAAAGCACAUGUACAACUUGGACAGGAUGAAAUACCAGAAAAUCAAAAUGCCUCUUGCUGUCUUCACUGCCUUCAGUAUUGGUGUCGCUGUUCCAAUCUACGCUGUCAUUUUCCAGCAGAGAAAGACUGCUUCUGGCUGAUUCGUGAUACACAAAGCUUUGAUGCAAUAAGAGAAACAAGUUUGGAUUUGGAUUCGGUUUUCCUAAGUCGGGUUGUUUUGGUUAUUCUUUUUCAGCUAGUCUUCAAUGUUUAUUGUUGGCAAACAGGAACACUUGUUAUCUUAGAGUAAUAAAAAUUACAGCAGUGAACCGUGGAUUCUGAUACUUUCUUUAAUUUGCUAAACGUGUUGCUUUGGAAUGAAAUGUGAAGUUGGUUUUAAUUCUUGUAA